GUUAAUACACACAUAGUCUCUCUCUCUUUUCCUCGAAGUACACGUUGUUGUUGUACUUUUACAAGUAAAUAUUAUUUAAGGCGCAAAAAUGGCAGCGAUCGAGGGUGUUUUACAAGAGCCCCUGAGGCAGUCCAUCCUCGACAGCAAGGUACUCGUCGUCGGGGCCGGUGGCAUCGGCUGCGAGAUCUUGAAGAAUCUCGUGCUGUCCGGCUUUCUUGACAUCGAAAUCAUUGAUUUGGAUACCAUUGAUGUGAGUAACUUGAAUAGACAGUUUUUGUUUCAAAAAGAACAUGUUGGCAAGUCCAAAGCCAUAGUUGCGAGAGAGUCGGCUAUGCAGUACAAUACUAAGGUCAACAUCAUUGCUCACCACGCUAGCGUGAUGAAUCAAGAAUAUAGCGUUAACUACUUCAAGAAAUUCAACCUUGUUAUGAAUGCAUUAGACAACAGAGCUGCUAGAAAUCAUGUAAAUCGCAUGUGUCUCGCUGCAGAUGUACCGCUGCUUGAAUCAGGAACAGCGGGUUACGACGGACAAGUUGAGCUGAUUAGAAAAGGUUUGACCCAGUGUUAUGAGUGUAUGCCCAAGGCACCUCAGAAAACGUUUCCUGGUUGUACCAUUAGAAAUACACCAAGUGAACCAAUUCAUUGCAUUGUUUGGGCAAAACAUUUGUUCAAUCAACUUUUUGGGGAAGAAGAUCCUGAUCAAGAUGUGUCACCUGAUACUGCUGAUCCAGAAGCUGCUGGUGAUACAGCUGGAGAAGAAGCUCUACAAAAAGAAGCUAAUGAACAAGGCAAUGUUGACAGAGUAUCUACUAGAACAUGGGCACAAUCUACUAACUAUAAUCCAGAAAAAAUAUUCAACAAACUUUUCCAUGAUGAUAUAAAAUAUCUGUUGAGUAUGGAUAAUUUGUGGAAAAAACGCAAACCUCCAGUACCACUAGAAUGGAGUACAUUACCUGAACUUUUAACUGAACUCAACAAGGAAGAAAAUCAAGCUGGUCUUAAAGAUCAGAAGCACUGGAGUAUAGCCAAAUGUGGAGAAGUGUUUGCAGAUUCUAUAGGUAAAUUGAGCAAGGCCUUUGAAGAAUGCAGGAAAAAAGCAGCAGAUGACCAUCUUGUAUGGGAUAAGGAUGAUGAAGCGGCAAUGGACUUUGUGGCAGCUUGUGCUAAUAUCAGAGCUUACAUUUUUGGCAUUGCGCAGAAAACGAGAUUUGAUAUCAAAUCAAUGGCCGGUAACAUUAUCCCAGCUAUAGCCACAACAAAUGCCAUCAUUGCCGGUAUUGUUGUCCUUUACGCUUUCCGCGUUCUUCAAUCUAAAUUUGAUGAAUGCAAAUCUGUAUACCUGCGACCCAAAAUGAACCAUCGCAAUCAGCUCAUUGUCCCAGAAAAACGUCUGAAUCCACCGAAUCCAAACUGUUACGUGUGCGCCCCUACGAACUGUUGUGCCAUGGCGGUCGACACAAAGACAAUGUCAGUUCUAGAAUUUCAAGAAUACGUAUUACAAAAAGGCUUGAACAUGAUCGAGCCAGACGUAAUAAUUGAUGGAAAAGGAAUUGUUGUCAUUAGCAGCGAACCCGGCGAGACCGAAGAAAACAACAAGAAGACAUUGGAAGAAGUUGGCAUCGUAGAUGGAACAAUACUGGCGAUCGACGAUUUCCAACAGAAUUACUCGUUGAAAGCAACGAUAGUGCACAGAGAAAAGCCGCCCGCGCACAUGAAACUGCCAGAUUGGAUAAUAGAGCACGCAGCUAAAGAUUUUACGCCGCAAGAUUUGAUGACAAACGAAGAAAGAGCCGAUAAAGAGAAGAAAGCCGAAGAAACGCCUUCGACGUCAAAUGGCAAUUCCCAUCUCAAAUCAGUCUCGUCCGAAUCUCCGGAGCCGUCAGGACCGGGCUCGGCGAAGAAACGCAAAAUCGAGGAUUCAACUGUAGAUGAUACCCCGACCAAAAAGCUGAAAAUCGAGGAUUCGACUAUAGAUACACCCACCAAGAGGCUCCAAAUCGAUAGCAACUCGCCGAUGUCCGCUGACAGCGACGACGACUGCUGCAUAAUUAUGGACGACGACGAAGAGCAGCCCUCCUCGGCUAGUGGUGAACCAGUCGCGUCGACCUCCAAGCACAGGCCAACGGAGGACGACGACGACGACUGUUUCAUCGUGGAAGACGACGACGACGACAGCGACGACGUCAACAUGAUCGGCGAGGUCAUCAAUAACUAGAUUUAUAGCAAAGAAAGAGCAGAGGGGAGGAAACUUAUUUUCUGUAAAUUUAUACAAUAAGUUAGCUAGUAUACUUUGUACUAUUACUAUUAAUAUUUAAUAUUUCAUUUUCUUUUGUCAACUUCCAUAGGUCAUUUUUCACUACGAAAAUAAUUUUUUGUAAACAAAUGUUUUCAUAUUGAAAAACUUCUUAUUUAAUAGCAAAAUGAACGUGUAACGCGCGUUCAACUCUUUUCCUAUAUUUACAAGCAAGUGUACCUUUGUAUCAAACGUUAUAAGAUGACAUAUAUUUUUCUUUCUUCGAAUAAAUCAUUCGACAUUGUACACAAAA
Trichogramma pretiosum is the source of this 2546-nucleotide messenger RNA. It is a transcript of the gene Uba2, whose product is annotated as SUMO-activating enzyme subunit 2. The record is from RefSeq and is a predicted model, not a curated record. Gene Ontology annotation, biological process: protein sumoylation. Gene Ontology annotation, cellular component: SUMO activating enzyme complex; cytoplasm. NCBI's taxonomy places the organism in Eukaryota, Metazoa, Arthropoda, Insecta, Hymenoptera, Trichogrammatidae. The transcript has 6 exons. Gene Ontology annotation, molecular function: SUMO activating enzyme activity. The coding region runs from base 89 to 2215 and encodes 708 amino acids.